CCGGUUUUUCAUGAAAAAUUUGCAAUGUUUUUGGUUUAUGUGUUUAAUUUUAAGAGGUUUAAAUCAAAGCUUAAAUCCAAAAAUUACAAAAGUAAGUAGCAAGACUUUAUUGCACAAGGGAAAUGUAGCUCGGCUUGAUUGUUUUGUACAAUAUUUAGGCGAUUAUACGGUAUCAUGGAUAAAAAUAGCUGAUUCUAAUGGCCAAAAAGAUUUUCCAAAUGUACUAACAUCUGGUGGUACAAGAGUAACCCAGGAUACACGAAUUACUAUUAGAAGUGAAACUAAUCAGCAAUAUACAUUAGAAGUACGAGAUAUAAAUGAUGAGGAUUCAGGGGUUUAUCAAUGCCAGAUAUCUACAGAUCCAUUAAUAUAUAAAGAUGUAGAACUUACUGUUUUAUACCCACCAAAAAUAGUAUAUACCCCUUCUGACAUAUAUUCACAAGAAGGAAGCACUGUAAAAUUAAGCUGCAAUGCAACUGGUUCACCAAAACCAAAGAUAUAUUGGAUGCGUCUUGACAAUGACAUCUUACCUAUGGGGGGUCUAAAAUAUUUAGGUUAUGAAAUGAUUCUAAAUAACAUGCAAAGGAGUGACAGAGGUGCUUAUAUAUGCGUCGCCGAGAGUCCUAUUGGCACUCAUCGAAGGGUCGUGUCUGUGUUCAUGGAAUUUGCUCCCAAAAUAAUAACCGAAAAACGCAAUCUUUUGGUAGCGCAAGAUUUGAAUUCAAAGGCGGAACUAGAAUGCGUUGUGGAAGGCACUCCUAAAGCCAACGUUCACUGGACUUACCAAGGAAUGGAAAUCCAUGGAGACUAUUAUAAAACAGCUUUGCUGGAAGAAGGUUAUGAUACAGUUAUCAGCGAUUUAACUAUAAAAAACGUUAAAAAAGGCGAUUUAGGUGAUUACACCUGUGUGGCCGUCAAUAAUUUUGGCAGGGAUGAAAAAACCUUUCGUCUUUUUGAUGCCGUUAAAGGGAAUUCCGGUAUCACCAACCACGAAUCUCUAAAUUAUCAAUAUGUCUUUAUUUUAUCAAUUUUCAUUAUCUACCAAACGUUAUUAUACUCAAAUUUUUGACAAUCUUAAUCUUAACCUAUAUUUAUUUAUCGCAUUUACCAUUAAAUUAUUUAUUAUUUUUUAAAUGACAUCAUGUGAUAUUUUUUGCAUAUUUUUUUUUAAUUAAGAGAAAAUGUAUUUCUAUAUACUUUUUUAAAAAUUUUUUUUUUAUAAACCAAAACAUUUCCGUCCAUUUUUGGGUAAAAUUAUUUAUAUAUAA
Gordionus sp. m RMFG-2023 is the source of this 1268-nucleotide messenger RNA. RefSeq names its product lachesin-like. NCBI's taxonomy places the organism in Eukaryota, Metazoa, Nematomorpha, Gordioida, Chordodea, Parachordodidae. Bases 11 to 1069 code for a protein of 352 amino acids. Gene Ontology annotation, cellular component: neuron projection. The transcript is spliced from 8 exons. The record is from RefSeq and is a predicted model, not a curated record.